AGAAGUCUAAGAUGAAUGGCUGCAGCAGCAGAGGCUUGCAACUCUCUUCUCACUCUUGCAGCUACCAAUAGCUAGUGUUCUAGUGCAGAGCUAACUACUAAGUAGAGCAGCAACACUACAUGGACAAGUUUUGCUACGUGCUCUUCUGAAAAGGCUGCAAUGGCAUUCCAAGUUGGGAGCAGUAUCUCUGUGACUGGACUCCUUUCGGAUGGCCCUCACCAUGAAUGCAGUGGAGGGUGUCGUCAGUGUCUCAGGAAUAGGGGAUGGUUGGUGGCCUUGCAAAAGUCUACCAUCACAUCCAUCCUCUUCUUGGAGCUCAUCCCCUGUAUAUAGUGGAGAGACAGACGGUGCUCAGUAUGGGGUACAAAAAUCUACAAUGAACAUGCAGGUCAUACAUUCAAUGAAGUUUUGUUGCUAGGUAACCGCCAUCAAUUUUUAUAAGGUUUUGAAACCAUAGAUAUUAAUGAUGCACAUCCGGCUAGAAUACCUACUCUGCACAUAAUCACUAUAAUCAAGGGCUAUAAUCUAAAACACCCAACAAGCACAUGCACAAAUAACUAUUCACUAUAGUUUGUACACUCCUGUAUAGUUUAAUUGCUAACAAGUCACUAUAUAGCUAUGGCUGAGAGACAAGAAAGUGAACAAGAGUACAUAUUCAGAAAUGUUCAACUCUUUAAGAAUGAUAUCCUUGGUACUGGCUCCUACGGGGCAGUGUGUAAAGCCAAGUGUGACCAGCUACCCUGUGCUGCCAAGCUACUCUAUCCAGUGCUCUUCCAAAUGACUGCUCCAGAUCCUGGUAAAGAACAUAGACACCCGUUUAGAAGAUUCGAAACAGAGUGUGCAUUUCUGAGUCGUAUCAACCACCCUAACAUUGUACAGUACUUGGGGACCUAUCGCGAUCUCGAUACAAAUGCACCAGUUCUUCUCAUGGAGCUCAUGGACGAGAGUCUGACGCACUUCCUGGAGUCAUCACCUGGAGACAUUCCAUACCACAUCCAAAUCAACGUAUGCUAUGACAUAGCUCAAGCACUUGCCUUUCUCCACUCCAAUGGGAUCAUCCAUCGCGAUCUCUCCAGCAACAAUGUCCUACUGAUUGCAGGCAGUCGAGCCAAAGUCACCGAUUUCGGAAUGUCCAAAUUCACGGACAUAAACGUCUCCCGACUAGCCACAAUGACCACAUGCCCGGGAACACCAGCCUUCAUGUCUCCCGAGGCACUAAACGAACCACCAGUGUACACAGAGAAACUAGACAACUUCUCAUUUGGUGUGCUUCUAGUUCAGACCACAACUCGACAGUUUCCAAAGCCAACAGAUCGAUUUGACACUGUUCAACUUCCUGAUCCACGAAGUCCAGGUCGCACAGUUGAAGCUAGAUUGCCGAUUCCAGAACUGGAAAGACGAGAAGCACACAUGAACCUGAUUGAGCCAACCCACCCUCUACUGCUGAUUGCUCGUCACUGUCUCAAAGACAGAGAUGUUGAACGGCCAUCUUCCCAACAGCUUUGCCAAACACUAGAUGCUCUCAAGAGGACACAACGGUACGAGGAAAGCUCCCAACAAGACCUGCACCAGAUGCUUAGAGAACAACUACAAGCAAAUCAACAGAUUUUAACUGAGCAAAUACAAGCAAAUGAACAGAUUACAGCAGAAAAUCAAGAAACAAUAACACGUAACAAUGAACAGUUAUAUACAAAAGACAUUGAAAUUUGUCAAGUCACUACAAGACUGGGCCAAGCAAUGCAAAAAAACCAAACACUUCAACAAGACAAAGUAACCCUUCAACAGGAGGCUGAAGCCAGGGAGAGACAGCUGAGGAGACUCAACCAAGAGUUGCAAUUAAGUGAGGGGAACACUGCUGCCCUCCAACAAGCCAUCGAUCAACGAGACAGAGAAGUGACUCAACUGAAACAAACGUUGGAAAGCAAAAACGAGGAAAUUCACGAUCUAUCGACUCAAAUGCAUCAAGUCGCACUGCAAGAUGAGCAAGCUACAUCAAUGAAACCUGUUACAAUAGAAUCACUACCUGAUGCACCUGUUAGUAUGGGGUAUGGAUCAUCAUCAGCCGUAAUUAGAGACGAGGCAUACUUUAAUACAUACGGACGUAAAACUAUUUAUGCGUUCAGCAACAAUCAGUGGUACAAGUUACCACCUUGCCCUAACAAAGAGUUCACUAUCGUCAGUGUUGACGACAUGCUCACAACUGUGGGGGGGUGGUCAGACACACAAAAGUAUAGUAACAAACUCUACACCUACUUUAAUAACAAAUGGGACGAACACUUCGCUCCCAUGCCAACUGGACGGAGGAGACCAAGAGCUGUGUACGAUAACAACACACUUGUAGUGACUGGGGGAUGGUGCGAUCCAAAAUAUUUAAAUACAGUCGAAAUACUAAACACUGCUAACAUGCAAUGGUCUAUUGUUAGCUCACUACCUGUACCAACCGAUAACCCAUCAACAACGAUCUGUGGAGACUAUGUGUACAUGCACCCACGAACUAGUGAUGCUGAAGAGAAGUAUUCAGUGUACAAAUGCUCAUUAAGACAACUAAUUCGGUCCCAGCCAAGCUCAGCUAUAUGGGAGAAAAUUUCCCUUUUGCCAAUUUACUAUUCCUCUCUUAUUACCAUCAAUGGCCAUCUGCUGGCAGUGGGUGGGCUGGACUCCAAAGGAGAUAACACUAAGGACAUAUAUCAGUACAACGAGACAUCAUGGAUUGUUAUUAGUCAAAUGUCGAUAUCUCGAGCAGCAUGCCUUACUGCUGCCCUCCCCGGGAACAAACUGAUGGUAGUGGGUGGAGAUCGUACAGAAAGAAAAUGUGAAACAAUUACUUUUGUAUAGUACUUAACUAGUUCUUUAUGUCUUAUUAUAGUACGCUAUACAACAUUAUCAGAUAUGAUAAUUAUGUUGAAAGUUAUCAGCAUAACA
Molecule: messenger RNA, 2922 nt
Organism: Halichondria panicea
Lineage: Eukaryota; Metazoa; Porifera; Demospongiae; Suberitida; Halichondriidae
Product: misshapen-like kinase 1
Exons: 2
Coding region: 619-2835 (738 amino acids)
Biological process (GO): protein phosphorylation
Molecular function (GO): protein serine/threonine kinase activity; ATP binding; protein binding
Source: RefSeq, a predicted model, not a curated record